CUCUGUCUCCAUCUACUGGAUAUAUAAAUGUUGGACUGACCAGUAUCGAUGCCAGACUGAGUUCAGAGGCAUAGAGGCAACAACCAAAAUAGCUCAUCGAGGCCCAGAUUUAUUUAUCCGUGUCGGAAUUUGUGACAAAUCAAAAGAAAUGAAGGCUUUGGGGAUUUAUCUGCAUUACAAAUUUCCACCAAUUGCUGAAUUUGCUCCCCACCUCAAAUACUGACAGCAGCAGCAGCCAGGAGCGGAGUCCUGCUGUCCCGUGGAAUUAUCACGGCACCGAGGCGAGAUACGCAUGGAACAUGGCUGCUAUGAGGACUUUAACCGUGGCGGGUCUCUUUUUGGCGUUUUGCGCUUUGGGACUGAUCGCAGUGGCGAUCAGCACUGACAACUGGUACGAGACUGAUGCGAGGAGGCACCGGCUACGCUGCAAGAAUUAUUCAAACAAAAGAAACGACCCAGGCUACAUUUACAUCUCCAACAACAACCUUCCACUUCGCAUGUUGCCAAAGGAGAAAAAUGUGGAGCGGAGGGGCUCCAGUGUCAGCGGCGAGAUGCUGCUGCGGGCUAAGCGGCACUUCUUGCCUCCUGCCCCGGCCAUGGAGUCCCUCUGCAGUCGGCAGUAUAACUCCACCAUCACCGGACUGUGGAGAAAGUGCCACCGAGAGGGAUUUGACUUGGAGACGGAGGACUCGAUUUUUAAAGGAUUGGUUCCACGCUGCACACCAAUAAAAUACUACUACUCAUCAUCAGUGCUGCCCAGAAAUCUGCCAAUCAAUCUAACCAAGACAAUAAGGCAGGAUGAGUGGCACGCUCUCCACCUCCAGAGGAUGACUGCCAGUUUCAUAGGCAUGGCCAUAUCCAUCAUCCUGUUCGGCUGGAUCAUAGGCGUGCUGGGCUGCUGUAAGGAGCAUGAUUUGAUGCAGUAUGUCGCUGGACUUCUCUUUCUCAUGGGAGGAACAUGCUGCAUAAUCUCUCUUUGCACAUGUGUGGCUGGGAUCAACUUUGAACUGUCCCGCUACCCUCGCUACAUGUUUGGGAUACCAGAGGAUAUCAGUCAUGGUUAUGGCUGGUCUAUGUUUUGUGCAUGGGGUGGACUGGGCCUCACGUUGCUGGCUGGUUUCCUGUGUACACUCGCUCCUUCGCUCUAUCCUCCUCACACCCCUGUUGUGCACAAGCCCAGGCAGGAGAACGGCUGCGUGUGACAGGCUGCCACUCAUCUAACAGACACCUGUCUUAUCCUGAAACAGUGAUGAGCCCUGUUCCAGAGACAGUUUCACCCAGGGACUCAGAGCAUAGACAGAGAGAGAGAGAGAGCCUUCACACAGAGAAAGCACACGACACUGGCUCUCUCUCGCUCACAUGAAUAUGAAAAAGAGGUGACAUUUGACUGAAGACAAUUUCAGUUCCUCUGGUGCUUUUUUUCUGUCCCUCUUUAUGAAUGAACUGUUCAGUGUUAUUGCUUGCUCUUCGAGAGGAGAAUAGUUAUACAAAAAUUUUCUUCCUGUAAAAUCUGCUAGUUUGAGAAGAAACAAAAAAGAAAAAAAAAGAAAAAGGAAAAAAAAGAAACACUGGCAGAAGAUCAAUAGCACAACUUUGAAAUCUGUACUAAAGAUCAAAAUAUGGAUGUGUACCGUCACAUUUCAAAGGGCAACUGUGUAUCAUUAUGUACCCAUUCAAAAGAAAAUAUGUACAUGUACUUUUUGAAUUGUAUGUAUGCAGAUACAUUUGUGUUUAUUCAAGAAAAAAUAUGAGCAUCAAAACCAAACUGUGUUUGAGGGAAAUGUUUUGUUCUUCAUCAAAAUAUUUUUGAAAAAUAAAACAGCCAUGCCAAACUUUUUCUUCUUUUUUUUUGCAUGAUAUGAACUUCUUUGUGGUGGGCCUUUCUCCUAUUAUGACAUGUUUGUAUGUGAGCAGACAGAGACAGGCCUGCUAAUGGAGUCAAAGGUUCUACAGCGUUACUUUUAAACAGCAGCUGUUUAUGUUUCUGUCAGUGCUACAGGGCAGUCUGUUUUAUUCGACCACUUCUGAACACUUAAAUGUGUAAAUGCCCGGAGACCAAAGCUUGAGUCAGCGACCAAAACGGAGUGACAAAAAUAAAACAAUCCAAAUAAAACGGAAAAGGAAAAAAAAAAGAUGUAACUGCCUGCUGUGUAUUAUAGUCAAACAAUAACUCCUUUAAUAAACGUCCAAAAAAAA
Molecule: messenger RNA, 2196 nt
Organism: Larimichthys crocea (large yellow croaker)
Lineage: Eukaryota; Metazoa; Chordata; Actinopteri; Sciaenidae
Gene: tmem276a
Product: transmembrane protein 276a
Exons: 4
Coding region: 300-1202 (300 amino acids)
Cellular component (GO): membrane
Source: RefSeq, a predicted model, not a curated record